Arachis duranensis is the source of this 2784-nucleotide messenger RNA. RefSeq names its product small RNA-binding protein 11, chloroplastic-like. Gene Ontology annotation, molecular function: RNA binding. The record is from RefSeq and is a predicted model, not a curated record. The transcript has 7 exons. Bases 2014 to 2373 code for a protein of 119 amino acids. NCBI's taxonomy places the organism in Eukaryota, Viridiplantae, Streptophyta, Magnoliopsida, Fabales, Fabaceae.
UUCUUCCAAUCACCAAAACCCAAAUCUCGAUUCUGGGUUCUGGUUUCUUCACUCAAUGAAAUGAAGCUAGAAACAGAAACACGAACACGAACAUGAACCAAUGAUGCUGAUUAUGUGUUUGAUACAACAAAGUUAGCAGUGGUUCCUGUUCUUCAAUUUGCGACAAAGGUUACAGUAAUGGCGUGGAGAAAUGGGUGUGAGGAAGUGGCCCAAUCGAAGCCUCUGUUCCUCACGAUCUACACCGUUGUCAUAAUUGGAAUCGUUGUUUCCUUCUUCUAUGUCUUCUCUGCAAUUUACUCUUCCAACAACUUGCUCUCUUCACCUUCCACUGUCUCUUCUUCCUUCUCUCAUGAUAAUCAGCCUCCUAGGGAUCAAACACUCAACAUUUCCCAGCCAGAAGUGAUUCAUAAUGUGCCCCCACCUUCUCUGACAGUCUCUAUGGGAUGUUCCUCCAUUCGACAAAAAGAUGCUCGCUUUGGAGACUUUCCGACUGACCAAAGAGCUGGUUCAGCAAAGGGUGAAAGAUAAUGUUGUAAUAAUGACCUUUGGUAACUAUGCAUUCAUGGAUUUUAUUUUGACUUGGGUGAAACAAUUGACAGAUAUGGAAGUCACUAAUUUUCUUGUUGGUGAGCCAUUCAAGCCUUAUUUUGCUUUCUCAUGCUCCUUGCUUAGAUGUGCAGUGAUGCCUUGCGAGAAAUGCAUUUCUGGUAUUUACACCAUCAAUUGAUCUUUGUAAAAUGUGUUUGAUAUCUCCAGUUUUUGACAUGGGCAGCCAUAUGAGCAGAGUGGAUGUCGGCUGGGGGUCUCCAACAUUUCAUAAAAUGGGAAGAGAAAAAGUUAUUCUAAUAGAUGCCAUACCGACAUGGUUUGGAUGAAGAUGAUCUUCAUUUUUACUUGGUCAUUCCGUUUUGAAUAAUAUUUUAAUUCCAAAAGAAGUAAAAUUUGUAUUGACUAGAAUCUUUUCCUUUCAUCUACUUUGUAUGCAAUGACAGAGGUUUCAUUCAGUUUAUUUUCCAGGUUGCUAUAGCAUUUAUUCAGUCCCUCAUUCUGAUGAAAAUGAUAUGUUGGUGAGCCUACAACAUAGGAAUUUUCCAUUGGAGACCCUCAGAGUCGUCAAAAAAGCUGGCAAAGUAAUGGAAAGAAAUGCUGCUAGCUGAUGACAAGAUAUGGGAUCAGAAUGGCUUUAAUGAUUUCGUACGCAAAAGCCUAGGACCAUCGGUUGGUGCAUUUGAUGGAAAUCUGAAGCUGGGAAUUUUGCCUGCAAGUAUUUUCUGUAGUGGCCAUACAUAUACAGACAUACGCCCUUCAUGUACUGCAGGCUAUGUAUCAGCAGCAACAUUUCAAUAUGGAGGCACUGAAACCAUGCUUUUCCAUGAUCCACCAGAAUACUAUAAUCCUCCAGGUACUCAGUUGACGACGAGGUAGGAGCAUCCAGCAGCGUUUGGAGAACAAGAUGUCUUCCAUUAGUUGAUCCGCCUGGGGUGGGCUACCGGUAGCUUCUCGGGUCGGGUUGGAUAACCUAACCCAUGACCCCAAAAAAAAGAGCUGACAUGUGAAGCAGAUUCGGAUAAGGAAGAGACUAUAGCUUAUCAAAUAAUGAAGAAAUACCCCACCCCGUUUCUCUCACACUCUGGAACAGUGGAACCUGACCCAAAACCCAGCCAGCCACCAUCACCGUCCCUCAUCGCCGAACUUUUCUCCUCCGGUACAGGGUACUGUCGCCGCCGGUGGGGACAAAGCGUGGGUGCCGACGCACUCUUCUCUUCGCCACCGCACGAAGGACGCGUGCUCUCUCUCUGUGUCCGAGGCCAGCAUCCCUCUUCGUGCCGUCUGUUGCUCUCUGUCCGAGGUCACUUCCCCUCCUCCGUUGCCAUCACUUCCCAUUCCUCUGCCGCCGCCACUGACCUCGCUUCCCUUCUUCUCCGCGGCGGCCUACUCUCUUUUCUGCUUAACAGCUGCCUCCUCUUCUCCCCUCUGCCGCCUCCUCUCCACCGUUGAAGUUGAAGCUGAAGCAUGGAGGGUCUGCGGCAAAUAUGGUGUCAACAGCACCGGUCUCUUUCUCAGCUUCUUUUCCUCCGAUCAAUUUCUUCCAAGAUUUUUGUCAAAGGUUUAGCAUUUUCUACCACAAAAGAGAAAUUAGCUGAAGCCUUUUCAGAAUAUGACAAUGUCCUAAAUGCUGAUAUAGUACUGAACAAAGCCAAGAACAGAUCUAAGGGUUUUGGAUAUGUGACCUUUGCUAAGGAGGAAGAAGCCCGCAAGGCACAAAUGGCUAUGAAUGGAAAGAUAUUGCAUGGACGUGUUCUGUACGUGGAUAUGGAACCAAAUAAGAAACCAGAAAAAUCAUCUUUUGACAAGGCAACUACUGAUGGUUGAUUUGAUCCUCAGUGAUGCUUUGCAUAACCACUAAUUAUUCUGACUCACAAGGGGGAACUUGAUACAUUCCAAGCCUAAGAUUAAAUUGUGAAUUUAGUAGAAUUCUCUUUAGAGUUAGCAACUGGCUUGAACAUAAUGUAUCAGAAUGGGACCUUAAACAUGAGAAGAAGGAGCUGCAUCUCCUCUCAGUGUUUUGCAUAUAACAAUGUUGUUUUGUUCACAUUGUAUAAGUUCUCUCUAUUUUGAUCCACCAAUGAUGUUAAGCGUGGUAGUGGUCACAUUCACACCUAGUAACGGGUCCCUGGUUGCUAAUCAUGCUUGUUGAGAAGCAAAUUUUUAUGUAAACACCUUUGCAAAGCAUGGCAUGCUCGUAAAGGAUGAGAUCUCAAUAAAUCUCUGUUUAUUUUCCUA